Molecule: messenger RNA, 1135 nt
Organism: Artibeus jamaicensis (Jamaican fruit-eating bat)
Lineage: Eukaryota; Metazoa; Chordata; Mammalia; Chiroptera; Phyllostomidae
Product: transmembrane 4 L6 family member 4
Exons: 5
Coding region: 245-853 (202 amino acids)
Cellular component (GO): membrane
Source: RefSeq, a predicted model, not a curated record
AAAAAAAAAAGGGCUCCAGGUCAGGGAGAAUGUAUAAAUAUCCAUCGCCAUUGAGGUUCUGCUGUAUUUGAGAAGCUGAGGCAACUUCACGGACACAGUUCACAGGCUGAUUUGCUUCUCCGCUCUAAAAUACGGAUUGAAUUGGGGACAUUUACUAAAACCCUCCGACCGAUAACUUUGGAGAGACACUGUGAAGGAGGCAGUGAAGAGAAUCUCUCCAGGGCCGGCCCUGCACUCUCCCAGCAUGUGCACUGGCAGCUGUGCCAAGUGCCUGGGGGGCACGCUGAUCCCCCUCUCUGUUUUUGCCUGUCUGGCCAACAUCCUGUUAUUUUUCCCUGGAGGAAAAGUGAUAGAGGACAGCAUCCACCUGUCGGAAGAGGUCUGGUUUUUUGGAGGAGUAUUAGGAAGCGGGGUCUUGAUGCUCUUCCCUUCGCUGGUGUUCCUGGGCCUAAAGAACAAUGACUGCUGUGGGUGCUGUGGCAAUGAGAGCUGUGGAAAAAGAUUUGCAAUGUUCACCUCCACAAUAUUUGCUGUGAUUGGAUUCUUAGGUGCUGGGUACUCAUUUAUCAUCUCAGCUAUCUCCAUCAACAGAGGUCCUAAAUGUCACCUGGCCGAUACUACGUGGGGCUAUCCCUUCCAGAAUGGGGAUUACCUCAAUGACAAAUCCUUAUGGAACAAGUGCCAGAAGCCGGAGAAUGUGAUUCCCUGGAAUUUGACCCUCUUCUCCAUCCUGAUGGUCAUAGCAAUGAUCCAGAUGGUUCUCUGCGUCAUCCAGGUGGUCAACGGCCUCCUGGGGACUCUGUGUGGAGACUGCCAGUGUUGUGGCUGCUGUGGGGGAGAUGCACCAGUUUAAACCACUCCAAUGACCUUCUCUAACUCGAUGGCACAUGGAAGGAUACACUGAACUUAACCUUCUCUCCUUGGGGUUGUCAGUUUCUGUCUGUGUCCGAACUGUCAAAGCUCAGGGAGGGGCGCACAUAUUCCUUCUCCCUUCCAACCAGCUUAGCUCCACUUGAAGUUUGAUGUUAGUUGCAAACAAAAACAGGUUGUCCACUUCAGUUAGAUUUAUAAGUCUUUCAAAUUAGCUUCCUUUUAGAAUUGAAGAGCAAGAAAAAAGCUUGUUUUUCACAAUUUU